GUUUUGUUUCAUCUUCUUCCUUUUACUUUAUUUCGUCCAUCGUAAACUCUCUCUCUCUUUUCAAUUCAGCAUCUCUCACUCUAUCUCAGUUGUGUUUUUUUUUUUUUUGGGGGGGGGGGGGAUUUAAGGACUGGACUUUUUUUAUUUUGGUAAAAUUGGUAAAUUGGACUAGUUUUUGUAACUUUCCUAUUGGUGAUUUUGUUAUUAGGCUUUUUCUUUUUUUUUUGGGAGUAUGUUAUUUUUAAUGGUGGCUAAGUGUAACUAUUAAACCAUAUUGCUAAAUUAGUACUUAUAUGUAUAUAGUAAUAACUUUUUAUUUUUAUUUUAGGGGGACAAAGCCAAAGAGUGGCUCCGUAUUUUGGAUUAUGGGUGAUGAAAUAUAACUUGGUUUUCACCCAAUCUAAACACCCUCUCAUCUUUUAGGAAUAAUGAACUACAUUCCAAUCUAAACUCAGUUCUUAUAUGCUCAUAAGAAACUGUCUUUGGUUUAUGCUGUGUCCCUAAUCUACAACCAUGCUUUUGCUUUUGUUCUUCUCUACCUUUCUUAUUCAACCUUCUUUGAGCUCCGUGAUGGACCCUAUCACCUUCUCUUUCCCCACAUUCAAUCCUGAAAGUUGCAGCAAUGGAGAGCUUAUUUGCAUGGGUUCAGCGACUGCAGUCGAUGGAUAUUUGAGCAUUACACCGGAGCCACAACACGGCAAUUUCACUCAGCUAAAAACCAAGGAUUCAACUGAUUCAGGAGAUGGAAUGGCGUUUAUUAUUGCACCAAAUCAUGAUCCGUCGCCACCAGAUAGCCAUGGCUUCUUUCUCGGAAUCCUUGAUCGGUCAACUGAAGGUGUUGUUCGGCAGUUAGCUGUGGAGCUUGACACCUUCAAGAAUGAAUAUGAUUUAGACGGAAACCAUAUUGGCAUUGACACAACAAGCAUGACAAAUCCGAUUGCAGCAAAGAGUCUUGACUACACUGGCAUUGAGCUCAAAAGUGGAAGAGAUAUCAAGGUCAAAAUUGACUAUGACGGUUGGAAAAAAAUGCUUCAAAUUUCAGUUGGAUAUUCUAGGAAACCAUUAGUGACCGUUCUCGAACAAUCAAUAAUCAUGUCUGACACAGUUCCAAGCUCCGUUUUCGUGGGCUUUACGGGUUCUACGGGGCUCGUCUCAGAAAGUCAUAGGGUCAUUGAUUGGGUUUUCACAUCAGUGCCAUUGCCAUCCUCUUCCAUCCACAAUGGGCAUGAAAAGGACAACAAAAUCAAGAAGAUCGUAUUGGUUAGUGUUACAACAUGUUUCAUGGCUUUGUUGGUUAUAGUGACUUGCGUGUUUCUUCCAUCUGUUUUAAGAAAGCUAAGGAAGAAAAAUCAGAGAGAUCUAGAUAUAGAAACUCAAUCUAGGAAUGCAGCAAAUGUCCCUAAGAUGUUUACGUACAAGCAGCUUUCAAAAGCUACUCGCAACUUCAGCAAGGAAAACUUGUUGGGUAAGGGUGGAUUUGGAAGUGUUUACAGAGGUAUUAUCUCGGUUCCUCCAAAAGUCGUAGCUGUCAAGAAGAUUUCGGCAACCUCAAAACAAGGUGAAAGAGAGUAUAUGGCAGAAAUAUGCACCAUAGGACGCAUGCGGCACAAAAAUAUUGUGCAACUACAAGGUUGGUGCCAUGAGGGAGAGAAUCUACUCCUAGUGUAUGAAUUUAUGUCAAAUGGUAGCCUCUGAUGUGUUGACCGUUUCAUAGGAAAGGAGUUUCUUGACUGGGAAACUAGGUACAAAAUAUUGACAGGGUUGGCCUCGGCAUUACUGUACCUGCACGAAGAAUGUGGUAACCCUGUGGUUCAUCGAGACAUUAAGCCCAACAAUGUAAUGUUAGACUCUGAUUUCAAUGCUCAUCUUGGUGAUUUCGGUCUUGCAAGAAUUCUCCAAAAUGAUGCCUCUGUUACAACUAUGCUAGCUGGGACUCCAGGAUAUUUGGCACCAGAAAUAGGCUUCAUAGGAAAGGCUACCCCAGAAUCUGAUGUGUAUAGCUUUGGCAUGGUAGUACUUGAAGUUGUGUGUGGGAAAAGAUCAAAGGAUACCGUGGCUGAAUAUGGUCUAGUAGACUAUGUAUGGAAUUUAUACGGGGAAAAUGGAUUGGUCGAGUGUGUGGACCAAAUGCUCCAAGGCAAAUUUGACGAGGAGCAAGUGAAGAGGACAUUGAUUGUAGGGCUUGCUUGUUUGCAUCCAGAUUCAAUGUUCCGGCCCAAGAUGAGAAGAGUGGUGAAUAUUCUUAUGGACCCAAACGAGCCCCUAAUGAAUUUGCCAGGAAAUCGACCUAGUGGAGUAUAUGUUGUUUUCCCUACUAAUUCUUCUACUUUCCCAACAGCCACUGAUAGCUCUGCAUUGCUUCAAUCAUCUACGGCAUCGCUUAUGAACUCAAAUGAGCCCUUAAUGAAUUCGCCAGGAAAUCGACCUAGUGGAGUAUAUGUAUUUUUCUCUUCUAAUUCUUCUACUUCCACAACAGCCACUGAUGGCUCUGCAUUACUUCAAUCAUCUAUGGCAUCGCUUAUGAACCCAAACGAGCCCUUAAUGAAUUUGCCAGGAAAUCGACCUAGUGGAGAACAUGUAUCGUUCUCUUCUACUUCUUCUACUUCCACAACAACCACGGAUAUCAAUUUUGGCUCAAAAAGUGGCCCUGCAUUGCUUCAAUCAUCUAUGCCAUCGCUAGAUGAGAUUGAGGUCCAAUAUGACUAGUAGUGACAUAAUGUUUUUGUCUUGAUAUGAUUGAUUCUCCCAUGAAACUAUUGAGCUGUACUUGGUAGAAUUUGAAAUUAAAAUGAAUGGCUAAGGAUGGAGCUAGGAUUCCAAA
Molecule: messenger RNA, 2821 nt
Organism: Quercus lobata
Lineage: Eukaryota; Viridiplantae; Streptophyta; Magnoliopsida; Fagales; Fagaceae
Product: L-type lectin-domain containing receptor kinase IX.1-like
Biological process (GO): protein phosphorylation
Molecular function (GO): protein kinase activity; carbohydrate binding; ATP binding
Source: RefSeq, a predicted model, not a curated record